This is a messenger RNA of Saccostrea cuccullata (small rock oyster), 774 nucleotides long. RefSeq lists its product as uncharacterized. The transcript is spliced from 3 exons. Lineage: Eukaryota; Metazoa; Mollusca; Bivalvia; Ostreida; Ostreidae. The record is from RefSeq and is a predicted model, not a curated record. The coding region runs from base 1 to 774 and encodes 257 amino acids.
AUGGACGCCGUUCCCACGCUGGAAGAGAUCCAGAAAGCAAUUAGUCUACUGUCAACUGGCAAAGCACCUGGCGGAGACUCCAUCCCAGACCUCAAGGACGCCUCAAUCAACCACCUGUACAAGCGAAAGGGAAAUAGACAGGCUUGUGACAACCACCGUGGAAUUUCCCUUCUCUCCAUCGCAGGCAAGACGCCAGUUCCACUUAACCGUCUCAUUAAACACCUUGAGGAUUGCCUCCUGCCCGAGAGUCAGUGUGGCUUCCGGAAAAAUCGCGGUACAAUGGACAUGGUGUUCGCUACACGUCAGCUGAAAGAGAAGUAUCAGGAACAGAACUCCGACCUGUACUCCAUUUACGUUGAUCUGACCAAGGUUUUUGACACAGAGAAGACGUCUACAAGCGAAGCCAAAUCGGACACCAUCAACGACUUCCUGUUUGCUGAUGAUGCUGCCCUCAACGCUACCUCCGAGGUUAAUAUACAGCACAGCGUUGACAAGUUCUCUAAUGCCUGCGACAACUUUGGCCUUACUAUCAGCACAAAGAAGAUCGAAGUCAUGAACCAGCCAGCACCAGGCAAACCGUAUGUUGAGCCUAACAUCACCAUCAACAACCAACGGCUAAAUGUAGUGGACAAGUUUACGUACCUCGAUAGCACUCUCUCCAGCAACAUUGUGAUUGAUGAUGAGGUGAAUGCUAGACUGACCAAGGCGAGUGUUGCUUUCAGCAGACUGUUCAAGAAUGUGAGGGACAGAAGAGGCAUCACAACAGAGAUAUAG